AUGCUUCCCAAACCCCGGUUUGACUCAAUCAACGCCAACACCAAUAGUGUCGGCCAGUCGUCUCACACGUGCGUUAAUUAUAAUCAAAGUUAUGGAGAAAAUAAUCGGCGAAAUGCUGACCACAAUCACAAGAGAUCCAAGAGUUACGGCAAUACCAGUGAUCACACAAGUGGUAAGACUAAUGACACGAAGAAGACAUUGAAUUGUGACGCAUGUUGUCGAUGGUUCACAUCCCAAGACCUAUACGAUCAGCACAUGAGUGAACACAUUAUGUGUGGUUUGGAUGAGUGCACAUUCAGAGCUCAUCCCAAAGUGAUUGAAUCACACCAACGGAUGCAACACUUGUGCUUCAGAGACAAGACAUUAGUGAAGAAGUUUAUGUCAUUGGAGUCGGAGGAAGACAUCCAGAAGUGGAGGGAAGAGCGGAGAAGACAUUUCCCCACAAAAGACAACAUUAAGCAGAAGGAAGAGCUGAAAGAGAGACAGAGAUUAGAAGACAUGGAGACGAGGAAGCAAUUGGCGAAAGAAAGGGAAAGCGAGAGACAGAGGACUGAGGAGAGAGUGGACCAUAAGAGUGACCACUGUUUGGACAAAAAUUCGAAAUUCAAUAAAAACAAUAGAAAUACAAAACAAAUGAAAGCAAAGCAAAGACUGCAACCACUGGUCAAUAAUAAUCGCAAAUUAACUCUCUUUCAAAAAAAUGGCGAUAAUGAAGAGAAGAUCACCGAAUCAAUUGAUGGCAAUGAAUAG
Molecule: messenger RNA, 750 nt
Organism: Oppiella nova
Lineage: Eukaryota; Metazoa; Arthropoda; Arachnida; Sarcoptiformes; Oppiidae
Source: the annotation of a GenBank genome assembly